Messenger RNA from Penicillium antarcticum, 927 nucleotides. Its product is annotated as enoyl-CoA hydratase/isomerase family protein. Bases 1 to 927 code for a protein of 308 amino acids. The transcript has 2 exons. The record is from RefSeq and is a predicted model, not a curated record. Gene Ontology annotation, biological process: fatty acid beta-oxidation. NCBI's taxonomy places the organism in Eukaryota, Fungi, Ascomycota, Eurotiomycetes, Eurotiales, Aspergillaceae. Gene Ontology annotation, molecular function: enoyl-CoA hydratase activity. Gene Ontology annotation, cellular component: mitochondrion.
AUGCCAAAAUUCACCAUUCAACCACCAACCCCGCACACGGCCAUCCUCUCCUACCCAGCACCACACAUCCUCCUCGUAACCCUCAACAGGCCAAAAGACCUAAACUGCAUAAACGCCCAAGGCCACGCAGACCUCCACGAAAUCUGGGAAUGGAUGGACGAGGAGCCGAGCAUGCGUGUGGGCAUGCUGACCGGAACGGGGAGGGCGUUUUGCGCUGGCGCUGAUUUGAAGGGCCUCAUAAGAUCUACCAAACUAACCGAGUGCAAUACAACAGAGUGGAAUACCCGCGCCUCCUCCACCACCACCUCCACAUCCCAAAAAUCAACCCAAAUGCCGAGUAGCGGCUUCGGCGGCCUCGCCCGGCGCAAAGGCAAGAAACCCGUAAUCUGCGCGGUGAACGGGCUAUGUUUCGGCGGUGGGACGGAGAUGAUCAUCAAUAGCGACAUUGUGAUCGCGUCUUCGCGGACGGUUUUUGGUUUGCCAGAGGUUAAGCGCGGUGUUGUUGCGCUUGCUGGUGCAUUGCCUAGACUUGUUCGGACGGUUGGCAAGCAGAGGGCUAUGGAGAUGGUUCUUACGGGGCGGAAUGUGGAUGCGUUUGAGGCAGAGCGGUGGGGGAUUGUUAAUUCUGUUGUUGACGUUGGGGGGAUUGUUCAGGGUGGGAAGGGGACGGAGGAGGUUGAUAGGGAGGUUUCGAGGGUUGUUGUUGGGAAGGCUUUGGAGGUUGCUGGAACUAUUGCUGGGAAUAGUCCUGAUUCUGUUCUUGUUAGUCGGGAGGGAGUUAAGCUUGGUUGGGAGGGGAUUGGGGCGGAUGAGGCUACUAGUAUGUUGAGUGAGACGUGGGUGAAGAGGUUGAAUGAGGGGGAGAAUAUCAAGGAGGGAUUGAGGGCUUUCGUGGAGAAGAGAGGGCCUGUGUGGGUUGAUAGUUAG